AUGUCCUCAUCUUCAGCGAGUUCUGUUCUUAUCUUUCAGGCUUACCUCAAUAAACAAGUCACGCCUCUUUUCAACCACUUCAAGACUAUCACUGCUGACUGGACCAAGAUUCCUGAGAAACACACUGACCAGUACAACCAGGUGAAUGCCAUCUCUAUAGCCUGCAGUACAGGAGUAGCAGGCUGUGAGGAGCUGACGACAGGCUGGUUCAAAGACUGGAUGAAAACGCCCGAGAACAACAGGAUUCACCCCAACCUGAGGCAGACGGUGUACUGCAGCGCCAUCGCAGCAGGAGGGGUGGAGGAGUGGGACUUCGCCUGGAGGAUGUACAGAGAGGCUUCCAUUGCCUCUGAGGCUGACAAGCUGAUGUAUUCCCUGGCCUGCACCAAGGUUCCCUGGUUACUGAACAGGUAUCUGAACUACUGUCUGGAUCCAGAGAAGAUUCGGAAACAGGACACCACAUUCACCAUUGUGUACAUUGCUGGUAAUGUUGUGGGCCAGUCUUUGGCUUGGGACUUUGUCAGAACCAACUGGAACCACUUAUUCAAUGAUUAUGGAGGGGGAUCGUUGUCCUUCGCACGGCUCAUUGAUGGAAUCACCAGGCGCUUCUCCUCAGAGUUUGAACUGAAACAGUUGCAGCUGUUCAUUGAGGAGAAUGCAGAGCAGGGUUUUGGUUCAGCCACACUAGCAGUGGACCAGGCCCUGGAGAGAACCAAAGCCAACAUGAAGUGGGUUGCAGAGAACAAGGCAGACGUCUACAAAUGGUUCACUGAUAAUUCAGCAUAAACUUAUUUUAUGGACUGUUUGGAGUUUCAAUUAAUUUGUGAAGAAUGCAAGCAUUUAGUGUUUCAUCAUGUGGAAUUCAUGAUUUUUCUGAAAUAUUUGCAGAGAAUUUUUACCUAGAACCAAUAAAGUUUACAUUGUAAAAAUA
Molecule: messenger RNA, 931 nt
Organism: Oncorhynchus keta (chum salmon)
Lineage: Eukaryota; Metazoa; Chordata; Actinopteri; Salmoniformes; Salmonidae
Product: aminopeptidase N-like
Exons: 7
Coding region: 1-786 (261 amino acids)
Biological process (GO): peptide catabolic process; proteolysis
Cellular component (GO): cytoplasm
Molecular function (GO): peptide binding; metalloaminopeptidase activity; zinc ion binding
Source: RefSeq, a predicted model, not a curated record